AAGUCUGUGAUCUUACAGAUAGUAACUUAAUUUUCGUGAGUUCGGUGGCUGUAGUUGAUCCCGUUAAAUAACUGUACUGGUACACAAGUGGAUAUAAAGGAUAAAGUUAAAACCGUCAACAAAUAAGUUAAAAAACUAUCGAGAAAAAUAUACUACAAGAUAAAGUGAAAUUUAAGAAGAAAUUAGUGCAAAACAACAUCGAAUUGUAGAGAUUUUCUCAAAAGCAACGCUAUCACUUUUUCAUUAAUAACUGCCAAAGUCGUGCUCUUUUACAAUACGCAAUUGAAAACAAAAAGACGAAACAGAUUUUGUUACAUCCGAUCCUAGUUAACGCACGCUUAACGGGAAUGUAAUUUGAGGCAAUUCCGAUACCUUACAUAUAUUUAUUUAUAUUUUUUAUAAUAAUUUAUAAGCUCAAGAAACUUUUAUAAUAGUUACUCCCAGAAUGCAGUAUUUACUUCCAUUGCUGUUUGUUUUGUCCACAGCUUCACAAGAGUUUCAUGUAAAAUUAGACAGUGGAGAUUUAUUACAUUAUUUUGGAACGUCACACAUUCAUCAAGUACCAGAUUACAAAUUGAUAUCACCAAGGCCAGUCACUCAGAUCUCACAAAGUUUAGAUUUAUCUAAACAGUACAUGUUAAAUGUGUUUGGAGUUGAUUAUCAUCUUUAUUUAAUACCAUAUACACAACUUAUAUCUCCAGCAUGCAUCACACAGCGAAUGAGAUUGAACAAAACCAAUUCACUGGAACCUUGUACACAAGGGGAGGAGCUUUGUCAUUACCAUGGUUACAUAAAAAAUGAAAACCAAUCAACAGCAGCAAUAAGUACAUGUGGUGGUCUUCAUGGAAUUAUCAGUUUAGCAGACCAUGAUCUAGUGAUACAACCAGUUCACGAGGACCAUUUAAAUAUAACCAGUCUUCCAUCUCAUCCUCAUGUUAUUUACAGGAGAUCUGUGAGAAAAUCAUCUUGUAAGGAGAUAACAGGACAGCAGAAUUCUAAAGAUUUAGAUGAGGGAAAUAAUUAUAUACAUAAGAGAUCGGCAAGAGAAAAAUACCCAUUACUCCGUAGACGUAAAAGGUCAGCAGGUCAAUACGUAGAGAUCAAAGCCGUUGUAGCUCCUGAUGCUGCCAAGUUUCAUGGGGCAGACACAAGAAAGUUUGUUACAACUGUAUUGAACAUAGCAGCACAGAGAUUUCAAGAUCCCAGUUUAGGAUAUGAACUUUUUAUUACAUUAGUCGAGAUACUGAUUUUAGAAGAUCAUACGUCAAGUCUGAUCAUGGACAAGGAUUCAAAUACAUUACUGAGAAACUUCUGUCAAUGGCAGCGACAGUAUCAUCCAACUGACGACUCCAAUCCAAGACAUGCAGACCAUGUUUUACUAAUCACCAGUACCGAUUUAGAAGCUAAUGGAGAUGACAUGAGUGUUGGUUUGUCAUACAUCGGAAAUAUAUGUUCUAAAGAUAACAGUUGUUCUGUAAAUGAAGACACAGGUUUAGACAUCGGACUCACUAUUGCCCAUGAAUUAGGCCACAGUUUAGGCAUGAACCAUGAUGGAAAAGCUGGUUGCCGAGAAGAUGUUAACAUUAUGUCUACCAAUGGUGCUGGUGGUCUUAAAUGGUCCAAAUGUAGUGCAAAAUCAUUAGAAGAAACAAUGAGUUCAUCUUCUAGCAGUAGCUGUUUAAAUGAUGCCCCUGCAGGUACUGCCACAAACUUCAACAACAUUAAGGAAAAACCAGGGAUGUUUUACUCAGCUAACAAGCAAUGCCAGCUCGCUUUGGCUUUUGAGGAGAGUGCAUAUUGUCACAAUCAGAUUGAUUGUCGUGUGCUAAAGUGUCGGAACAGUAACAAUGAUUGUGUUAGUUAUAGCUCACCACUGGUAGAUGGUACGGAAUGUGGAAACAGAAAGUGGUGUUUAGAUGGUGAAUGUGUUGCCAUGGGAUCAGGUUCACCUGGACCUAUCAAUGGUGGUUGGUCAUCCUGGUCAAACAAAUGGACAGUUUGUUCCAGGACAUGUGGAGGUGGUGUCAAAACAAGAACUAGAAAAUGUAACGAUCCAGAACCAAGGUAUGGAGGUAGCGAUUGCCAAGGUGAAGGAAUUAUGGCAAUGCUUUGUAAUGUGCAGACAUGCCAGACAAGUCAGUAUAAAUUAAAAGAAGAACAAUGUGCUGCCACUGACAGUGUGUCUUACAAUCAUCAAAUGUACCAUUGGUUACCAUAUGCUUCAUCAUCAGGGCUCCAUGCCUGUCAAUUGUUGUGUCGCUAUGCUGGUGGCCAUAUUGCUGUACCAAGAGGUAGUCAAGUAUACCAGGAUGGAACAGAAUGUCAAGGUCAAUCUGAGUUAGGAAGAUGUAUAGAUGGAAAGUGUGAGGAGUUUGGUUGUGAUGGACACCACAAAUCCGGCCUACAAUUUGACAAAUGUGGCAUGUGUAAUGGUAAUGGGAAUACUUGUCAGGAACACAGAGGUCAUUACAAAGAAGGAAUUGCCAAUAAAUAUGUUACAUUUGUAACUGUACCAAAAGGAGCUACAGGCAUUGUUAUCACAAAUUUAAACCAGUUCUGCCACCUUAGUGUACAAGUUAAUGGAAAAAGACUGUUCAGUCAGGAUGGAAACUCUCAAUCCAGUUCAGGAACAUAUUCAGGCAGUGAUGUUGUUGCAAAGUAUAGAAGACAAGGUCCAGAAAAGAUAGAAAUAAAUGGCCCAUUACCUGCUAAUGUUGAGGCACAGGUCUGGAGAGAUUAUGGAUCAGGCUAUGUAGGAACUAGUCCAGAUGUAACCUUUACAUACUACACGCCAUCUGGUGGUUCACGAUCGGCUUAUAAAUGGACCAAAACACCAGGAUCCUGUAGUCAGACUUGUGGCCAUGGACAUUCAAUACCAGUUGUAACUUGUGUACAUGUUAACAAUAACAAGCCAGCUGAUGAUUUCCAUUGUAAUUUAUUCAGUAAGCCUUCAGAAUCACCAGAAGCUUGUAAUGGCAAUCCUUGUCCUCCUGGUUGGUCUGUCGGUAAUUGGGAAUCUUGUUCAAGAACAUGUGGAGGUGGUAUAACUGACCGAACAGUUCAGUGUGCUGUGUUACAACAUGGAAGUCACACUCCUGUAGCUGAAAGUCACUGUAGAGGACAAAGAAAGCCGCAGACGUCCAAAUCCUGUAAUAUAACCCCUUGUCCUGGGGUAUGGAAGGCUGAAGAUUGGUCUUGUUGCUCAAAAACAUGUAGUAAAGGUGUAAAAUCAAGACAGGUCAAAUGUUAUGCAUCACAUGACUCUAGUCAGCCAAUAGAAGACAGUAAUUGUGUAGCAGAUCAGAAACCAGGAGAACAAGAAAUGUGUAUGGCCAAACCAUGUGACACAAGUCUUAGUGGAUCAUCAUGUACAGAUAAGAUAGCUGAUUGUACAGACUAUGGGUCAAACGUGUGUACUAGUAAUAACGAUUGGUCGAAAACUAAUUGUAAAGAAUACUGUGGUUUCUGUGUAAAAGAUCCUAAUAGUUUUAAGCCUUCCCAAUCAGGGAACUGUAAAGAUUCAUCAGAUUGUUCUGGAUAUGCAGACGAUCUCUGUACAGCGUAUGCUGAUUGGGCCAAAGAGAACUGUCAGAAAACUUGUAAUCUGUGCCCAGUGGAAGUUUGUUCAGAUACCAACUCAGCUGCAACGACUGUUUCUAGAAGUACUUGUACAGAUGCAAUAACUGACUGUGCUGAUUAUGGGGCCGAUGUUUGUACAGCUUACGGGGCCUGGGCAAAAGAAAAAUGUCAGAAACAUUGUGACUUUUGUAAAGAAACACAGGCCCUGCAUACAACUGCAGCACAGUCAACAGGAGCAUGUGCAGACAAGAUCUCAGAUUGUGCAGAUUAUGGGGCUGAUGUUUGUACAGCUUAUGGAGAAUGGGCAAAAACAAAUUGCCAGAAACAUUGUGACUUUUGUUUAAGUAAAAAAGAAACGACCACACUUCCAACAGUACAGGUAGAUGACCCUGUAUCGUGUACUGAUAAAGUACAAUGUUCAGAAUAUGGGGCUAGUGUGUGUACACAGUAUGCAGGAUGGUCACAUACUAAUUGUCCCAAAUUCUGCCAUUUUUGUUCCGAGGAAACAUGUAAAGACGAGUUGACAGAUUGUGCAGAUUAUGGGAAAAGUGCCUGUACAGAUUAUGGAGAUUGGGCAAAAAAGAAUUGUCAGAACUUUUGUGGUUUUUGUGGAGCCAGAAGAAAACGUUCAAUUUUGCCAACAAGAGAAGAUGAACGAAUACCUAUAGCAAUACAGGGAGGUUCUUGGCUCAAACAGGAUGUGCAAGAUGAACAUCAAACACAUUACUUAGACAAGACCCUAACAGUUAAAAAACAACCCACUGCUGAAGACAAUAAAACACAGAUCAAAGUUGCUAGAGGACAAGAAAAGGACAGGGAUUUAUCUGAGAAAUCAAACUCACUAGAACUGGGGUAUCAAAUUCCUACUAAGAUUGUUCCUGAAAAAGAACACAGGUCACAAGGCAUGGUCACACCUAGUAUUUUAAUCCCAGUAAAGAUUCAAGCUAAAAAUAUCUUGCAGGAGUCAAGAGAACAUAUGUCAGUACCAAAGAAAGUAUUCAUUAGAAAAGAAAAGCCACUUAGUUUUGACAAGCCUGAUGAAUACCAAGAAAAACUUGAUAUGAUUGAAGAAGAACUCAAACCCUAUAUUGUAACACCGAAGUCUUUGUCAAGUGAUGUGAUUACGAAAAUGGAUGAUACUAAAAAAACAGUAGAGUUAGAAUCAACACAGGAAAAUGGUAGACAAAUAGCUGAUUCCAACUUUGAACAGCAAAUGAAAGACUUUGUAGCUAAAUAUUCAACACAACUGGAUCAUGAGGAUAAAUUUAAGACGCAAGAAGCUGAUGUUACAAAAUCUAAACAAGAAAACACUAAAGAAGGAAGUCAAGCAGUUACAAAUAAAGCUUUUAUUCCAGAUAAUCAAAUGGAUUAUGAGGUGCCAAAUAUUAACCUUAAUGAUGAGUUAUAUCGAUCAUCUACCCUAGACAUCUUGUAUGUUAAAUCUACAAUCGAGCCAUAUGUGGAAAAACAAAGAAUUGAAAGAGGACAUCAUUGGAAGAAGAUCCCUGUUACACCUCUCCAGAUUGAGGUUGGAAUUGAGGCUGUUGACAGCAAUGAUGAGUUUGACGAAGAACUUCAAGUCUUGACAAAACUUGAAACCAAUAAACCAAGACAAAAUAUGUAAAGAGUGAAGAGUUCAGUAGAGGACUUCUGAAUAAUAAACUGUAAAAUAUAAUUGUUUGUUUAAAAACAAAAUAUGUGAUAUAAUUCUACAGCUUGCUUAUAUUAUUAAUUUUCAUAAGAAAGAUCUUUGUCGGUUGCUAAUCGAUCAAUAAAUUAUCAUGAUUUACAUUCAUUUAACUUGUACUUCCGUCAUUGAAAUCUCAUUUUGUAUUCGAUGUAAAAAGUGUUUCUUUCUUUCAAUUUUUAUGCCCCAUUUAUGGGCAUUAUGUUCACUGGUCUGUCCGUCCGUCCAUUCAUUUGUUCGUUUGUCCGUCUGUCCCGCUUCAGGUUACAGUUUUAGGUUGAGGUAGUUUUUGAUGAAGUUGAUGUCCAAUCAACUUGAAACUUAGUAAACAUGUUCCCUAUGAUAUGAUCUUUCUAAUUUUAAUGCCAAAAUAGAUUAUACCCUUUUUUCACGGUCCACUGAACAUAGAAAGUGUGGAUGGGACAUCCGUGUUCUAGGGACACAUUCUUGUUUUAUUUUCAUUUAACACUGAGAGGUGAAAAUUGACAAAACAGUGUUUCUUUGUGAUCAUUUAACAGUUUUCUCAUUUUAUAUAUCCGAGAAAGACAUAAAGGUUGUCAUAUUUUAAUGUCAACAUAUCGGGAAAGGUUUAUGUAUCAAGAAUUGCAAGAUUGACCUCCCUGUAGUCAUCAUAGUUAGACUGGGGAAGUUAUAUA
Messenger RNA from Mytilus trossulus (common blue mussel), 5922 nucleotides. RefSeq names its product A disintegrin and metalloproteinase with thrombospondin motifs 12-like. Gene Ontology annotation, molecular function: metalloendopeptidase activity. Gene Ontology annotation, biological process: extracellular matrix organization; proteolysis. Lineage: Eukaryota; Metazoa; Mollusca; Bivalvia; Mytilida; Mytilidae. Gene Ontology annotation, cellular component: extracellular matrix. The transcript is spliced from 31 exons. The coding region runs from base 446 to 5203 and encodes 1585 amino acids. The record is from RefSeq and is a predicted model, not a curated record.